Suillus discolor is the source of this 1155-nucleotide messenger RNA. RefSeq lists its product as uncharacterized. The coding region runs from base 1 to 1155 and encodes 384 amino acids. Lineage: Eukaryota; Fungi; Basidiomycota; Agaricomycetes; Boletales; Suillaceae. The record is from RefSeq and is a predicted model, not a curated record. The transcript has 8 exons. Gene Ontology annotation, molecular function: ATP hydrolysis activity; ATP binding.
AUGAAAACGUCUCCCAAGGUAGAUGAAAGAUUGAAGAUUCUUGGCAAGCGCCUUUCUAACAAGCUACUAGUGAUCGUGCAGCAGCAAACAGAGGCACCAAGUCUAUCGUCCAGAUUUCACGGUCCAACAUUUAUCGCUUUGAUGACCCAAACUUCGCAGCGCCGGUCUUCCGUGAUGUUGAACGGACUAUUGACGAGGGACUGGCUCGAAGCAAAAGAUAGCCCUUUGGCAGAUUGCGCUUUAGACACUCCUAGGUCACCUACGCAUAACCCCUCCUCUACUCUUACCUGGAGGACUACUCCUUUCCUCUCAGACCCUCCACGCGACCCACACAACUGUGUGGCUUUUGUAUCAUUCGCGCAUCGGUCCCGCGGAGUCAAAGAAGAAGAUCGUAUCACCCUUCGAGAAAGUAUGCUUGGAGAGUACGACUUUCUAAAUAUCCAGCCGAAAGGUGGAAAGGUGAAGACUCCCGUUGAAAUUGCACAGGACGAAGUGAAGAGGGGCAUCUUUAGGGACCUAACUUCGAGACUAGGUCUUUCCUCCCCGUUGGAUCUACCUUUGAUAGCUUUAUCAACUGGCCAGACGCGUCGAGCACGCAUUGUGAAGGCUAUUUUGUCUGAACCAGAGCUCCUCGUACUCGACGAACCUUUAAGUAUCAAAGAUGAAAUCAUGUCCAAGCAUGCGGAACAUCACGCAAACGCAAAGGAAGCGGGGCAUAGUAUGGCAAGCACCACUCAGUCAUAUCUGCAGUCUGGCCUUGAUCAUGGAAAGCCAGUAGUUGACAUGAAGAACGUGCUCAAAAAUAUCAAUUGGACCAUCCGUGAAGGCCAGCGCUGGCAUCUUCAAGGCGCAAAUGGUUCCGGGAAAACUACACUUUUUUCGCUCCUGACUGGCGACCAUCCCCAGUCUUACACUCAGCGAGAUGAUUCGAAUCUGGAGUUGUUCUCUCGGCCUCGGCAGCGUAUCCCUACUCCACUCUUACGUUCGCUCAUCGGCAUCGUUUCACCAGAGCUUGCGAAUGCGUACCUGCGACACGCCGAUGUCAGUGUGUUUGACGUCGUAGGCACGGGAUUCGAUGGUGGUUUCAUCCUUGGUGGAAAGGACGGCGUCGGGAUAGGUCUAGAGGGUGCACUCAGCGACGAAGUCAGACAAUAG